CGAUUUGCAGGUGAAGGAGACAGUCCCCAGUCCACAUCACCACCUUGCGAUAGCUACCCAAUCCACCCACUACCGUUAUCGCAUAACCAGACCGCCAAAAUGCUCCGCCAAGUCAAGCCGCGGACAGCCCGUUCCAAGAGGGCGCUCGAGAAGCGUGCCCCCAAGCUCAACGAGAAUCCCAAGACCGCCCUCUUCCUUCGCGGCACGACCUGCAGCCAAGUCACCCAAGAUGCCAUGCAAGAUCUCUACUCGCUGCGCCAAACCCACGCCAAGCGCUUCCACAAGAAGAACCCCGUCCACCCCUUCGAGGAUGCCAGCUCCUUGACCUUCUUCUCCGAGAAGAACGACACCUCGCUCAUCCUCUUCGGCUCCAGCAGCAAGAAGAGACCCCACACCAUCACCUUCUGCCGUACCUUCGACUACAAGAUGCUCGACAUGCUCGAGUUCUACCUCGACCCCGAGACCUUCCGCAGCAUCGCCCAGUUCAAGACCAAGAAGGUGCCGGUUGGCACCAAGCCUUUGAUGGUGUUCGCCGGUACUGCUUUCGAAUCCCCCGUCCCCAACGCCUUCACCACCGCCAAAUCCAUGCUCAUCGACUUCUUCCGCGGCGAGCCCUCAGACAAGAUCGACGUCGAGGGUCUGCAGUACUGCGUUGUCGUUUCCGCCGACGAGCCCACUUCCUCCUCCACCGACCCCUCGGACCCCUCGACAAAACCCACCCUCCACCUGCGCGCCUACCUGAUCCGCACCAAGCGUUCCGGCCAGAAGCUCCCCCGAGUCGAAGUCGAAGAGCACGGUCCCCGCAUGGACUUCCGCCUCGGCCGUCUCCAGCAGCCCGACGCGGACAUGCUCAAGGAGGCGAUGCGCAAGCCCAAGACCAACGAGGAGCGCACCAAGAAGAACAUCAGCAUGGAUAGCAUCGGUGACAAGAUUGGUAGGAUCCAUAUGGGCAAGCUGGAUCUUAGCGAGUUGCAGACGAGAAAGAUGAAGGGUCUCAAGAGGAGCAGGGAUGUGGUGGAUGAGGACUUUGAUGAUGCGGACAUGCCGAUGGAGGGCGUCAAGGAGGUCAGUGACAGGAUCGUGGGGCCGAGGAAGAAGAAGGCGAGGGAUGUUGUUGAAUUUUGAGUUGAGCAAGAAUAGGGAGUGGGGAGAAUAAGGCGAAGAAAGGAGGAGGUGUAAUCGUUUUUUUUGUUUCUCACAACUGUUGCGAUCAUCCACCAAGACACAAGGCGUUUUUGGGAGUUUUUAGUUUUGUUACAUUAUAUCAUAUAUCAUUUGCUGCUGCUGCUCUUGGGGAAGAUGAACUUUGAAGCCAGAUCAGAUCAGACCAUCCAAAAGAAGUGAAGCCAAAUGCUGGAGUUAUGGAUGGAUGGGUUGUUUGUGAAAUUGACUUGCUAAAGCCGGUG
Messenger RNA from Neurospora hispaniola, 1406 nucleotides. RefSeq names its product Brix domain-containing protein. Gene Ontology annotation, biological process: ribosomal large subunit assembly; maturation of LSU-rRNA from tricistronic rRNA transcript (SSU-rRNA, 5.8S rRNA, LSU-rRNA). Gene Ontology annotation, cellular component: nucleolus. The record is from RefSeq and is a predicted model, not a curated record. Gene Ontology annotation, molecular function: rRNA binding. The transcript has 4 exons. Lineage: Eukaryota; Fungi; Ascomycota; Sordariomycetes; Sordariales; Sordariaceae. Bases 100 to 1125 code for a protein of 341 amino acids.